Molecule: messenger RNA, 44643 nt
Organism: Xyrichtys novacula (pearly razorfish)
Lineage: Eukaryota; Metazoa; Chordata; Actinopteri; Labriformes; Labridae
Source: the annotation of a GenBank genome assembly
CUCCUUUCCCUGCCUCUAAAGAAACGCAUUCAUCUACCGGGGAGUGUUCCUGGUUGGCCAGCCCAGGUCUUCCUCUCCCCGGAUCCGGAGCUUCAUUGGUCAGUGGGUCUCUUGAAUGAAGCGCCGCAGAAACGUGCAGGAGGAGGGAGAAGCAACUCCGUGUGCCGCCGCAGGGAGCGACCGACGCACAGCAACACGACCGCCGGGCGGGCUGUGGUGGUGGUGGUGGUGGUCGCACACCGGUUAUCUCUCGAGCAGAGGCGGCUGGCUCUGUCCUGGAGCUCGGUGUCGGAGAGUGAAUGAGGUUGAUGCUGCUCUGUUGCACCUGGAAGGACGAACGCAUGGGAGAGGAGGAAGGUAAGGGGGCUUCUUUGAGGGGGCAGAGCCGCGGGCUGCAUGCGGUUAAGGGGUAAAGGAUGCAGAGACAACGCGUCGUCUUGUGCCAAAACACAGAAGGUGACCACUUUGAGCUUUGCUUUUGUUGUUUUUCAUCUUUGGGCGUCGGUUGCUGCCUGUCAUGUUAGUGUAGCAUCGGCGUGUGUUUGUGCAGGGAGCGUCAGGGUGCAUGAACAUAGUGUGCUGACACUGAAGCCAUGUUUCCUCUCCAAGUAGGUACACCCAUCACGUUAGGGUGCAGUCCCCCCCAUGCCAUACAUUUAGAAGUAAUCCCUUAAAAUAUACCAAUAUAUUUCCCAUACAGAAUAUACUUAAAAUGUGGAUUGUAACAGCUGAUUGACUCAAAAUAAGUGAUUUUGCCCCUUAAAGUUCUACUUAAAAAUGUUUUUUCAGGGUAAUAAUCUUCACAGUUUAAAUGUUUACUAUACUAAGUUAUAAAUGUCAUUGUGUACGGCUGAUGUAGCUCAAGAAUCAGAGAGUACUAAUAGCUUUUAUUGAUUCUCAUCUGUUUGAAAGAGCAUUAAAUGAAUCUCUUUAACCUGAGAUCGCAUUAUACAGAAUACAGUCUCUCAGGCUGUAAACAGACUCAAACACAUAAAGAUAUUCACCUUUUUGUUUUUAUAUACAAUCCACACAUUUACAAGAGAUCCUCCCUUAUCUAUUUUAUGUGGAAAAAGUCAACAAUCCAAUUUCGUUUCUGUAAAAACCAUGCUUCUGAGCACACUGUAGCUGUCACUCAGCUUCACUGAGCUUGACAAUAGACCUUCUGUGUGCUGACUCACUUUGCAUAUCAGCCAGCAGAGUUAAUCUGUGGAAGGAGCUGCUGCAAAUUUCUCUGGAAGAUGUGUUUCACCAGAGAGGGGUGGGGCAACCAGUCCUAAAUUACUGCACAGGUUACAGUGUGUGUUUGUGUUUAUCAGCUGAGGCGUGGGUGCCCCCUGUGAGACCUCCGAGAUCCAAAAGACACAUGGACUGUACAAUUAUAAAGGGAUAAUGUUUAAUGAAAGAGAAAGGCAUCAGCACAAAGUAAGCCAAUACAAUCAAUAGACGUACCACAGACCAAGGAGGCAUUACACUAAUGAGAGGCCUGGAUGAAAACUCUGACAUCAAAGAACUUAUAAUACAGCAUUACACCAGGAGAGAUGCUGUACAAGAAUCAGAGGAGUCUUUGAACUCUGCUUUUUGAGGUUGUGAUGCAUGUCACAAAAAAGCAAGAUGAAGUAGUGUGAAAAUUAACUCUGAAUAAACCAGGCAUGAUAAUGUUGAAUAUGUCCCUGUUAGAGGCAGCUGUAGAUGUGAGCACUGUAUCGUCAUGACAACAUAAAUACAUAAUGUGUGAUCCCAGCAUCCACUGAAACCAAAUGUUGUUAAAUGGUUUCAAAGAUGACAAGAAGCGUUGUCUGUCACUUCUCUGUGUCAGAAAUGAUGCUUGAUUGAUGGAUCUGUUAUCGCCCCCUCUUUUUUAAAGCAGCUCAAGUGUCAAAUCUCAUUCAGUCUGUGACCUUGCAGACAUUUCAAGAUUUCAAAAGUGAAAGUGCAACGACUCAGCAGUGGUGCAAUUAAGGAGUACUGCCAGAGUAAGCAUAAACUUCUUCCUCCCCUUGGAAUUUGUAGUCUUGCUUUAACCCUUUAAUGCCUUUUGUAUCAUCUUUGAUACAUACUUUUAUGAUCAAACCAAUAUGAUCAACAACAAAAAAACACCUGAAAACAGUCCAAUAUAAGAUAGGAAUGUCCUUUUGUGGGUUAUCAGUUUCCAAAAAUAUCUCAUGCAUCAAACGAGAUAAAGAUAAAUAUAUCUGUUAAAUUUGAAGGACAUGUUUAUUUUUUUGCUUUUCAGUAGUAAGUGAAAUAAACAUUUCAGCUCCCAAAAAAUUGAAUUUUCUGGCCAUAAUUUGCUGUUUCAGGCAUCAAAGGGUUAAAUAAUGACACCCUUGCAAACAGCCACCAGGUUUAUCUGAUCACCGUGUUUAUAUUUGUUGUUACUUUGCUCCCCAGUGUACGGUAAAAAUGCCUCGUCAUCUCCUGCUCAUUAUGUGAAGCUGUCUGAUGUGCUCUCAAAUGAGCUGCAACAACAACAACAACAUGUUACAUGCAGCCUGACAUCCGCGAUACCGCUAACUCCUCAUCAUUUCCAAAGAACUGUUUCACAUUAGCGGAAACACACACACACUCAGUGUCCUCGGUGCAUCACAGGAUUAGCUGCUCCGGCUCUGCAAAAUUGUAUUUUUUUCUGGAAACACUAAUCAUAAUGAACAUUUUCCUCAUUAGUAGGGGGGAUCAUGUCACGGAAACAGUUUCUUAUCACAGAGUUCAAGUCAGACUGUUAGAGGAGGAAAGUUUUUCACGAGAAGCCAGAGUCCUUGUGUUUGAGUUUACUCGCUUUAAUGUAAGUGGUGUUGGUGUUAGUAAAAGUUCAAAUAAAGUGCACAGUAAAUCUGAGGUUAUGAUGAAUGUUUUAAUUUGCUAUCAAAAGCUAAAGGCUGUCUCUAAUAGUGCAACAAGUAACAUCUCUGCUGACUGAUUCUUUUCACUCAUUCUGACCUGCAUGGUUAGAAGCUCUGUUCCACUAGUGUUGUGAAGAAGUUUUUAGUCAGAGACUCUCUUUGUGUGUGUAUUCAUUUGUGUGUUUAUUAUCUGCAGCACCACUCUGUGUCAUUAACCAGCAGGAGGUUUGCAUUAGCAGCCAGAUAAGUCCACAGAUAACAGUGAGAUGCAAACACGCAUCAGUAACUCUCACAUGUCAUCAAAGCUGUAACUGCUUUCUCUGCACACUGACACGUUGUUAUCGCUUCGUCCUCUGACCUUGUGUGUUGUAUUUGUUAACAGCUGGAGGAAGUUUGCCCAUCUGUGCGGGGUGCAAACAGAGGAUCUGUGACGAGCAGUACCUGCAGGCCCUCAACACCGACUGGCACACUGUCUGCUUCAGGUAACAUAACCCGCCCCUGCUCAUCAUCGCUGUAGAACAAAGAUCCUGAGUCUGUGUCUGUGAAGAGUGGCUAUGGAAACCCUCCUUCCUUUUCUCCUCCAUUUUUACAUGUACCCGCCUGCAGUCAUACAUAAAGUAAUAAGUACAUCCUAAAAGUAAGAGUAUUUUGAGUCUCCAUUUCCCACCAAAAUAUCUCAACUGUUUUCUAUUAUUAUCUCCGCGGAUAUGUCCCUUUUUUUUCCUGUAUGAAUGAUUCAGUAACUCUUGGCUUUGGGCUCUGAAGUUGGAUAAAAGAGGCAAUCUGAUGAUUUCACUCUCUGAUCUUGGAGAGUCUCUAUUCUUGGAAGAUCAGUCUGUUAAUUGGGAAAAUAAUCUGCAGAUCAAUAAAAAGAUAAAGUGAUCAUGUUUGCCUCAUAGACAUCUGCUGCAUCUUGUGCUAUUUCUCUCUUGUUUGACAUCAGAGUGAAUUUGUGUAGAUAUUUAGUGCUUCAUGUUAGACUCCCAAUUAAUGUGUGACAGAAGUUUGGUUUACAGACAGUUCGCCAUACGGAAACACUUAAUAUCACACUGAGCAAGAGUUUUGGAGCUUUGACUCUAAAGCUGUGUGCUCCUUAUUUUGAAUCUUUCCUUUUUCUAUCCUCAUCCGAAGCUGUGGCCUUAAUUGUUUUGGAGCUCUGGUAUCAAAGUUGCAGCUGACACCAUUAUCUACAUUUCCACAGCAGUCAGCAUGUUUGGUUUUACUUUUCAAAGGUUUUGUUCAGAGGAGGGAAGCGUCAGCAGGUUUGUGUUCAGUUAGAGGAAAGUUUCUCACUGCAUGUGCAGCGUGUUCAAAAGCUCUCAUCUGACUCAGAGGCAUUAAACUAUAGGACUUAUGUGAUUGUGUAAAUAUGGAGAGUUUGAGAACAAAACGCCUCUUGUUUCCUCUCUCUGUUUGACUGAUGUGCUGCAGCAUUUUGUGUGUGUGGGCAGCAAGAUUUCAUGUUGUCUGUGUGAAGGAAAUCAGGUUUUUAAAAUGUGUGCGACCACCGUGAGUCUAGAUUUUGAGCGCAUAUCCUGAGGCUCUCAUCAUUCCCCAAAAACCUCCCUUACAUUUAAUGAUUGAACCAAAUCAUUUUAAAACCAUGACCUUCAGGAUUGACUUUUGCUUGACAAAACAAACAUACUUGAAGGUCUGCAUCUGGCUGUGCUUGAAUUUAGAGUUGUGUCGCAUAAUCUUCCAUGAAGCACAGCAUGAGUUUAUUCUAUUUCUCCCCUAAAAAUGAAGAUUAUUACUCAUCUAAAACUUUUAUGAUUGAUUUCUAAAUAUAUCCACUAAUAAAGGUCUAAUACUAGUUUCUACAGCUGCCCUUCGAAUGCAAUUAAGUCGAUAUGUCACUAAAACCCAGUAAACCUUCACAUGAGCACAGUCACCUCUGGUCCUAUGACACAUAAUCUGAGAACAUGAAGAAAGGGACGCACAGAUGGUUGAGACAUAACACUAAUAGCAAUCGAUUCAAUAGGCACCAAGCUGCAACCUGAGACUUCCGGCUCCAGCUUCUGCUCAACCCUAUAAUUUCAUUUUCAGGAUAUUUCAGAUUCUUAGAAAAACACCACGACUCUCUGUCUCUGAGAGAUCACCUGAUAUUCCUCGUUAGAGCUGACAGUCUCAUUAAAACGAGCCAGGAGACGUUAUUUACUUUGAAAGUAGGGCAGAUUUUACCAGGCUGUUCUGUUUAUUAUUAAUAGCACAUGGAUGUUGGUGUUGCUGCAGCUUUUGUUUCUUAUGGUCUUAUGUAAUAUCUCCUCCUGCUGCUCUUAUUUCUCCUCUGCCUGUCAGAUCUAACAGGCUCACCUUGUUUUCUGACAAGUGGGAAAUAAAGCAGCUGCUUGUCAGGGAGUGUUUACUGAGAUAUUACUCUCUCACUGUUUGCCUUUGUAUCUGCUCAAAUCUAGGAUACCUUUUAUUUGCCCACUCACAUCUUGAAGAGAAACAGCUGUAACAUAGUGGUCAAAAUGGUCAUGUUUUUAUGGUGGUCUUUUUGCAUAAGUAGGCUUUGAUUAACAUUAGGUUUGCAACUGUGAUUUAAAAAAAACAGCUGGAAAGCAGGAAUGUCCACAGCAGAGGGGCGUCUACAGAAAGUGAUCCAGAGAAACCUAAAUAACGAGGGCAGGGACUCCCAUGGAAAAAGUGCCUUUAAGAAUAAUAAUAAUAAUAAUAAUAAUAAUAAUAAUAAUAAUAAUAAUGAUAAUAAUAACAACAAAAAUAAUACAAAUAACAACAACAAUAAUGAUGAUAAUAAUAAUGAUAAUAAUAAUCUUAAUAACAACAAUAAUAAUAAUAAUAAUAAUAAUAAUAAUAAUAACAACAACAACAACAACAAUAAUAAUAAUAAUAAUAAUAAUAAUAAUAGUAUCUUUAUUUAAACAGCAAUUCUCAAUAAUGAGUUACAAAGUGCUUUACAAUUAAAAACAGUUAAUAAAAUAAAAUUAAAAAACAAAUCAGGUAACAGCUGUGGUUAUAAAAGCAAUACACCAAUAAACAAAUUUAAUAAAAAGUCGUCACUGUGUCCAUGUGAGAUUUUUCUUAAGGGAAGCAUGUACACACUGAAUAAAAGGGGACCCAGGAUAGACCCCUGGGGGAACCCACACAAGAGGAGAAAGUAUUUCCGAUCACUAUGAAAAAAGACCUGUCUGACAGAUAGGAAAUGAACCAGUCCAACACCACAUUGUUAAUUCCAACAGAGUAUUUCAGACAGCUGAUUAAGACGUUGUCGACAGUAUCAGGGGCUGAACUAGGGUCAAGUAGAAUUAGCAUAGAGCACAAGCCUGAAUAAGCUGAAAGCAAUCAUCUGUUCAUCUGUUCAGACUCAACUUUUUCUAAGAUAUUGGAGAGAAACGACAGCUUAGAGAUGGGUUUAUAUUUGUUAAGAGCAAAGAGAGCUAUGAGGGUUUCUUUUAAAGGAGGUUAACUGGUGUUCAUAAUGGGAGAGCAAAAACCCCCGACGACAGUUAACAGAAGUAGUUCAAAUGUUAAGACCAAUUAUCUGAAAUGCAGCUUUUAAAAACCAGGAAGGUGAGUGAUCUUCAAAGCAGGAGGAUGAUUUUAAUAGGGCAGCAGGACAUGAUGAUUCAAAGGUAAUUCCAUGUAAAUAAAGAGAGAGACCAAAACAAUUUAUAAUGGGCAGUAAACAUCUUUAAUUCUCUGUAAAAUCCUGAGCUCUCCCAGAGUUUUCUUGGUUUUUGGAGCCAGCGUGGUGUGGACAAUCUGAGAACUGCAGCUUUUGCACUUCCAUAAUAAUUUUAAUUCUCAACUCGAGGUUGCAGCUCGGUUAAACAACUUAAUAUAAACUAAAGUAAAGAGCUGCCUCCACUUUGUUUAGCUUAUCUGGUUUACAGAUUGGCUGUUGCUGAAUGGAAAAACUCAACGCUCAGUGUGUCAUUAAUGAUUUCCACGGAAGAAUGACCGAAUGGGAAAUCUGAGGAGGGUAUCUCGGCACAGAGCAGUGAUGUAUUUGUGUGUCUGUGUUUGUGUGUGUACGUGAUGACAGAGUAAAGAGAUGAGGGAAUUACAUCUGGCUGCCUCAACUUGGAUGAAGGAUUUUCUCCAUGGGGGGUCCUUUUUUUUUAAGUCUUAUUUUUCAUUACCCUUCUAUAAGCGUGUGUGUGUUUGUGAACCUGUGUCUCAUACUUUUUCUCUGCAUAUUUACAUCCUUUGUGCUUUGACUGAAAUGAAAGGUCUUUUUUGCAUUCGUACCUCAGCAGCUGAACUGAUAUGAUUGAAGCUGUGUGAGUGAUCAAAGCUUUGAAAGAACUGUAACUCCCUUAAAAGUGUUGCAUACUUCUAGAAAUCCUCCUGAUGUUUUCCUGCAUAUUGCACCAUGUCUAAAAGAAUAGAGAGAAUCUUUUCUGACCCACUUACAAGUCCUGAGGGUGAGCAGGAUCAUCACAGAGGAGGAUUUAAGACAAGACUUUUGAGGGAAAUUUGACUAGUGUGACUGAAGCUUAUAAUCCAAACAAAAAUAUGCCCAGCUGCAGGCCCCUGUGCUGUGGCAGAGUAUUACUGCAGUGUAAAGGAAAAGGGGAUGAUAAGAGAGAGAGGAGGGGAAUGCAAAAUGAAAGUGCCUAGAGUGUUAUUAGAAGACUGCAGAGUCCCUCGGGUGGUCAGAAAAUAGAAGCUGCACACUGUGGCUGUCAUGGGAAACGCAGCCUUUGCCUCACUGAAUUCGGUUUUCACAUGGCUUUUUUUUCUAAGUCCUGUUUGUUUAAGCUUAGUUGUACACAGUGCAGGAGGAGGAAUGCAGCCAUACCAUUUCAACCUCUGACCAUGAAGUAACCAGUUUAACAAGGCGACUUUGGUGUUUUGUUUCAGUGCUACAUCAAUAAGUAGGCCUGUGUGUUGGCAGGAUUUUAGUGAUACGAUAUGUGACCUGACAGAAUUAAAACAUUAUGAAAUUGUAUUAUCCUUUAAGACCAGUUUGUUUAUUCGGUUACACAAUGUAGACAGUUUGUUUAAACUUGUUUACAUGUAAAAAUUAAUCAGUGACAAUGACUAUUUACUACUCUGAUUAGGUUUCUUCCCCAAAACUGCUUUUACCACCCCCUUUAAGAAAUUACAUUAACAAUGUUAAUACAUGGUCCCUGCAACAACCAACAUAACACUUUUUGCAUGUGAUCUGGCAAAAGGACUCACCAUCUGUUUCUCUAUGAUAAGAAAUAGAACAAUAGUGCUUUCAAAAAUCUUAAGUUUCAUAAAAAAGUUUUUAUGGGAAAAAUAAUAUGUAGUCUUUGCGACAUCCAACAGAACACUACUUUUCAUGAAAUCUGAUAAAGGAAUUACUAUAUAUUCCUCUGUCAAUAAACAAAUAGAAUGAAAGGUGCUUUCAAGUUUAAGAUUUAGAAGAUAUUGAAUUAUAUCUAAAGAAAUAGGCAACACAGCUGCUGACUUUUCAUCUGUAAAUUCUGAAAUGUUAUUCUAGUAGCGGCUAAUGUAGCCUUUACCAGUCAUCUGCCGCUACUGCAUCGGGAUAAACAAAAAUAACGACAACUACAAAAGUACAUACAGACAUACGGUUGAUCUGCCUAAAAUACUGGAAUGGGUACGUUAGAAUAAAGCUGCUUGCAGGUUUUCGAAAAAUCUAAAUGUUUGCAAAAAUUAAUGCAAUCUCAUUUUUUAAGUCAGUGCUUUUUAUGCCAGUUGUAGAUUUUCUCUGUCACAGAAAUGUGUCAUAUAUUUUACAUUCUGAUGAGUUACACUUUCUCAUGACAUACUUUUACAAUUCUGAGGUUUGAAGUGGCUUUCUGAGACAUUUAUUAUGGAUACUUCUAUUUCCAACCUUUUCUUUGUACAUGUUCAAGAUGUGCCGGAGAAGCUGUCCUUUGAAAAUUUCUAUAACACAAUAAAACUGACGGCAGCAAAGAUUUGUACAAGCCAGUAACACAGUACUUUGAGCUCUAUAGAUAAACCGCAGUGAACGAAAAACCUUAGAGAUGAUGCCAAACAGUGUGGCUGUCAAAAAGUUAAAGAGCUUGACAAGCUCUUGUUUUUGGAGAAAAAAGAUUGCUUUGUCGCUGUCACUGAGAGAGGACAUAAAAAGAGCUAGUCUACUUGGCUUCAUUAAAACAGCCUCAACUUAAACAGAACAAAUUAAAGAAAGUGUAAAUUGUCUGUCAUUUUGUAUACUUUUGGCAGGAGGCUUUUAUUUUGAAAAAUACGUACAAAUGUUCAGUCCCCAGAUGCCACUGACUGGAUUUCUUCUCAUCUUUCCCUCAGUUCUCUGGUGUGACUAAAACCUUUUCUCUUCAUCAAUAGCAUUUUGUGAUUAUUUUGAUCAUUUAUUCAUUCACUGUUUCAGAACCGCCUCAGUCUGAAGGCUUUCUAGAAGCUUCUCAAUGAGUGUUAAAAGAGCUCCUAGGUGGGUUUCACUGCCUCCUCAGUGGAUUUGAGGGAUUAGGUUAAAGCAGCUCCUGACAUUGGAGAAAAGACAGCAGACACAGUGAGAAGGUGUACAGAGGCAUUAGGAGACGGCUCAAGUCAGUCUGAACCUCUCUUUGCAUUCUACAAAUAGGAUUUCUGAUAUUAUCCAUGCAUUAUUUAGCACAAACAUGCUAUUUAUAGAAUUUUAUAUUUUUAUUAUGAUCCUGUUUUCUUCAGUCAUUUUGUGAAUACUUAAGCAUGAAUCAGUGGAUUGUGUUGUAAAUUCAUUACUUUAUGCUCAUUGAAGCUUUUUUGCAGCUGAAUUAAUUGUAAUACAAUCUUGAAAAUGUGCAUGUGAGUGCAUUUAAAAAAACAAUUCUCCUCUUAUCAAUAUGAAUGUGUUUUUACCCUGCUGUGCUGCAGUCUCUCUGCAGCACAAUGCUGCACCAUCCUGCCCAAAAAUCUGUUUCUGCCUCACUCUCACUGUCCUAACAUUUAUCCCAAAGGAUGAAAACAGACUUGUGCUUUGUUAGCACUUUGACUAAAGACCUCUUUUUACAUCCAGAGUGCAUCCGCUGAUGACAUACAGAAUAAAAAUGUGCUUUUGAUCAUUUUCAGUGUUCUUUUUAAAUGAACACUUUUAUUAAUCUGUAUUCUGCAGUCAUAUCUACAAUACAAGAUGAGUUAAGGCUUUACCAUCUAAAGGACAGGCUGACCUUUUGCUACAGGACACAUUUCUGUCCCUCCCAACCUGACUCACAUCUGCAGGAGCAUUACUCAAACUCGUUUCCUUAAACACUUUCCUAAUGAUACUAUGAUUGAAAAUGGCGAGCUCUCCGUCUGAAGAGUUAACACGUUGAAGCGAAAUGUCAUGACGUGCAAAGUGAUCAUUUAUUAAUCAGCAUAUCUCACCGGCUUUGUGAUGGCAGUGAAGCAGACGUCACGCAGCACUGCAGUGACUCAGCUGUUUCUACCUGCUGAUGAACUCUGCCAGAAGCUGCAGGACAUGACGGAUGAUUCAUGCUUUACUGGACUGAGUCACAAAAUAAAUCUCAAUACAGAGCGCAGACAGCAAACUCUGAAACAACAGUGGUGGUUGUCCAAAGGUGUCGAUAAAGCACUGAUGAAAACAAUGAAGUUACUAUUGAUGGUUACCACAGCACAGUGAUUUAUUAUCACAUGCACAGUUUGCUGAGAGAUGUUGAAUGGACAGAAGAUAGCCAAUAGAUUUUUGAAUGAGGUAGAUAUUUAUGUCAGAAGUGAUAUUAAAUUGUAUUAUAACAGAAUUUACAGUAGACACUAGCUAGCAUCUAAAUUUGAUUAGAUUUUCUGUCAUUAAUCCUGAUGCAGAUGUGAUGCCAGUUAUGUCAAACUGCCAAUAAGCGUUUUAAUUAAACAGUAGGUCCAUCUCUAGCGCUGUGUGAUGCAAGAGUAGUCGUGGGAAAAGAGGGUGACGCAAACAGGAAGUCCUCCAUAAACCAGACAGACUCACAUCAUGUCAUCAUGUUUUUGCUGCGGUGUUAAGUGACCAAACAAAACACUCCUCCCAUUGUUUCUCUGGUGUACCUACCCUUGGACAGCAGAUAUAUACGUUAGAAAUUGCAACAUAGAAAUUGUCAGUGAUUAUUGGUCUUAUUAGCUUCUCUACAUCACUGCUCAUUUUCAUCUGCUUCAUAAAACUAGCUAUAAAUGAGAUUGACUCAGAGGAAGGUAUUUUAUAGAUAAAAUGAGACUGUAACAUAGGCUUGACAUUACUGUACAGUUGUUACUUAUAUACCUCAAGGCUUCAGUUAAGAAAAUAUUAAAGCCGACUGUAUUGACCCUGGCAGGGUAGCAGCAGGGCUCUACACUCUCAUGGUCAGAAAACAAAGCACCUCACCUCUGUUGAGAAGGGGGUAAAUUAGAUGAGCUGAGAGGAGGUGAAGAGCCUGAAUACAAGAUGAAUAAGAGCAUAAUUUGAUUUUGGGUUACCAGAAUCUUAGAAUGUAUUGAAUGAUACAGGAAGUGGUCAGAUCAUAGUACAGAAGAGGCUCCUGGCUGAGUCUUCAUGUUGGUAAAAAAAGAAGAAUCCAGCUGCUAUGAAGGAGGCGGGGCCAAAGACAGGAAAUAGUUGAUGUGGAAGCGUGACCCCUCUGUGUUCAACUGCACACAGAGAGAGGAAGGAGAGAGGGAACAGUGAGAGAAAGAGAGAGUCACUGAUGGUUGUGACAGCAAAGCUGGUAGAGCUGCGAGAGUCAAACAUCAGAGCUGCUGACAUGAGUUUGUGUCCUGACUGUCAAAACAAGGCCGAAGCUCCCGAGAGAGACAUGUCAGCAAAGAGCCGACGCUGCAGGAAGACACACAGAAAGUAAGUGUAGCUGUGAGACCAAGGAGUGGAUGUUUGAUAAAGUGUCUCUGGACUCUUCCUGUAGAGUUUAACUUUUUGUCAAUGAAAAAUAAGUUUAUCUCAUGGAAACCCUCUGUGAAUGGAAGUUACUUAGUUUUCAUGAAUGUGAGCUAAAGUCCGAAAAGAUUUACCUAAGGGUUGAAUAAAGUGGACUGUAUUGAAUAGUCUCAUAUUGUAUCGUCUUGUAUCGUCUCGUCUCGUCUCAUCUUGUAUCGUAUCGUAUCGUAUCGUAUCGUAUCGUAUCGUAUCGUAUCGUAUCGUCUUGUCUUGUAUCAUAUCACAUUGUAUUGUAUUGUAUCGUCUCAUAUCGUCUCGUAUCGUCUCGUCUUGUAUUGUAUCGUAUUGCAUUGUAACAUCUCGUAUCGUCUCGUAUCAUCUCUGAUAUUGCACUGUAACAUUGUGGUUCCAAUGCUAGGACCAAGAGAAGCUGCAAAUUCUCACAAUAGACAUUAAAGCCUUCCUUCUUAAUUAAGAAUAAAAGCUGUGAAGAGGAGACUAUUUUUAUUUCCAUCCUAGAUUAAUCAGUCUACUCACAGUUUAAUACUGCAUUUAAAAUGAAACAGGACUUAAUAAGAGAAUAGAGCCAAACCAAAGUUAGUGCUUCAGAUAUGAUUUUUUAAGACUUUUGAUAUCAACAGACUUGUACCAAAAUGGAUUUUUGAUUAUCUGGUUUGAGUUGGUCCCAAAGGUUGAUCAGUUUGUCAGCUUUUUUUCUCGUUGAACUAAAUGAUCUGUUUGGUCUGCAGAAUGUUGAGAAUUUGUGAAAUAGGGAUAUCACAGUUUUGUUUGUAUAGGCUAGAGUAUCUACAAUCAUACAGGCUCUGAACUCUUGUCACUCUGUGGAUUUAUGUGAUUCCCCAAAGUUUCUGUUGUCUCACUUCCCUAAAAACACCUUACACAUCAGUCCUGUGUCUGUCACACUUCUGUCUCUCUGACUAAACAACUCAUGAUUGGUUGGACUUCCCUCAUUUCUCAUCAGAGCUGUGAAAAAGGAAUCAGACCCUGGCUAUGCGUGAUGGACAUUGUCUCUGUGGUGUGGCAUCCUGAUGCUUUAAUGUGCCUCAGUUUGUGUGCGUGUGUCUGUGUGUGUGUGUGUGUGUGUGUGUGUGUGUGUGUGUGUGUGUGUGUGUGUGUGUGUGUGUGUGUGUGUGUGUGUGUGUGUGUGUGUGUGUGCGCAGUAGUUAUUGUAAUAAACAUAUUUAAACUCAUAAUCGCUACUUGUAAAUUAAAUUCACAAACCUGAGUAUUUUUAUGUUAGCAUAUUGUCAAAGAUGACAUUUGUUAUUUUUUAUCAUGAAUCAACUGUAGAUGGAGUCAUUGCACAUCCUGUAAAGCUGCAAUAACAUGCAAAGAUACAUUUUAAUGUAAACCUUUUUUAAAACCGUUUUAAAAACACUGAUGUAAUAGAGCUACUCAGACAUACCAAGGUUGUCUUAAUUUUCUAAGUUUUCUUUUUUCAUCGACAGCUAAUACCAGAAACUCCUCUUCCUCCUCUCCAUCAUAAUCUCAGGGUUCAGACCUGCUGAUAACAGAGAGGAGAAAGGAGCCGUUAUAUGUGUUAGUGUGUUUUGAUUAAUCACCUGUUCCCUGGCUCCGACCUUUGGCUCUGGGUACGACACUUUAAUCACACUUGGAAAUUGAAUUUUACGGCGGUGGGAGCAAGUAGACUUAAACCCUGCUUUUGAUUAAAGAAAGGAGGAUUAACACCCUCUUCUUGAGGGUCCUGUCACAUUUAUAUUAGUGUGCACUCUUUAUCUAGAAGAACUAUAAAAUACUGUGAUAACAGUCUGAACCCCUUUCUUCCAUUUAAUUACUAAAGCAUGGAAAGUUUGGGCUAUUCAAAACUUUUCAAUCUCAGUGAGGUCAGACUUGAUUUUUUUAUUCACAGGCUAUGCUUUAAAGACACGUUUUUGUAUUACCUCAUGAUUGUUGCUUUACGUGCCAAGAUAACUCCUACUUGGGAUCAUUUGAGGAUCAUUUGGUUGCCGUGGACCAUAUUUCAGGGUUUGGGUCCAGAAAACUUAGUACUUGGCAUUCAUGUGUAUAUGUCUGUGUUGGUGUCUACAUAUUGGAGCUGCAGAGCCCUGAUAUGCAGAGAAACAAAGCAGCUACUCAUAAAAGCAGUAAUAUUUCUGCAUAUUUAUUUAUAUUAUUUUUACUUUUUUAAAGAUAUAUUAUUUUAUUAUUUUAAAGGUGACUAUUUAGGUAAGUAUUUACUGCAACAUGUCCCACUGAGCAUUUUUUGGUCUAAAGAGGUCUAAUAGAUGUCUAAAUGCACGAUUUUUUAUCGUGUUGCAUUUAAAAUGCUGAAGGUCUAUUAGCCUGAGCUGGCCAUGCUUACCAUAGACAGUUUAUAAAAGUUUUCAAAUUUGCUUUAAAGGAAAAGAAAAUUUGAUGUGUUGCAUUUGUUUCCCCUGCUUAAUCUAAAAUAAAAGCACCAAACCAAGACCACAAAACUGAGAACCAUACCAGGCCAAACUUUUUUUGGUACACCUAUAACAUAUGUUUUUCUUGAAUCCAUUUAUGUCCAUCUUUGACCCCAACUCGCUUGGUUUUAUUUAUGUAAUUUAGGUCUUAGUAGUUUGUGGCUCCACCUGCAGUCAGACUGUUUUUGGUCUGACUCACUAAAAACUACUCUUCUCACCAAAAACCAACAGUAAAAUAUCCAAAACUCAAAAUAUUUUAAGUUAACCACAAGUUGACACCAUUUGAAUAUCUGUAUAAACAACCUAAACCCCCAAGCCCCACCUGCUGUAUCCAGGUGAGCAAAAACCAACUCACUUUAUUUUGAAUUGCACAAGUUUUUGUUAUGAAUUAACAUUUUAUGAUGCAGUUUCAGCCCAACAUGAGACUGGGGUUCAGCUACAAUGAGUGAAUCAGAGGCUGGUUUUCAACCCACCACCAGUAAUAAGUUCCUCUACCAGUUAAACUCCAUUAUUUUGACCAACUUCAUUCAGUCAGUUGUACGGUUUACCCUCCAAUACCUCUGAUUCUGCUGUCUCUUCUCUAAUCCUGCCGAACAACACUCACCAUGAUUCCCAGAGUUUGCUGAAACCUUUUUAUCACUUCUCAGCAGUGGAACAAGUGAGAAGGCCCCAGACUGACUGUGCUGACAGUCAGUCAUUCAGAGCAGCUUAGCAGUCACAAAGGAAACUGCUGUGGUGCACAUCAUUCACCCACGGUCUGCCAGGGCCCCUGUUUACCAGCCCUAAAGACCACCAGGCCACAGAUAAAGAGACCGUCUCCCACAGUCUGGAACAUUCUGCAGUGGUGGCUAUAGAGGGCGCUGUUCCAGCUCCUGUUUGAAAUACACAGGCUGUGUCACUUCGCUCUCUUAAAAUGUAUCAAAAAAACUUCUAUCCAAGGAGUAAUGUCGGAGUAAAUGCUGCUGAGCUUUUGUUGAAAUCAGCCAAUAGAAAAGGAGAUCAGGGGGUGAGCACGGGGUAAUGAGGUAAUGCCCCUGCCCUAUGUGAGGGGGUGACAUCAUCGCUGUGGCAUUCUGUGUUGCCAUGGAGAAGAAGGGGGGAGGGAGGGAAGGGGGAAGAUGACAAAUAGAGGCAACAAAAAAGAGGCUCGUGGGAAUGGGACGAGUGUGUCCUUGAAUGUGUGUGAAUGUGUGAACGUCUAGUGGAUCAAACCAACGCGUUUAGCCAAAGUAGGCUGAUAGACGGAUUGUCUUGUUGUCACACAGGUAUGUUAGUCCACGUGGGAAAUCCUUUGAGUUCUGUGGAAAAUGUUAGAAGUGGAAAUCUUGGCUCUGAAUUUAGGAAUCUCCUUCUAUUUAUGUCUCCUCUGAGGGGAGAGAAAAAGGGGUCUCCCCCAGACAUGUCUGCCAUCUCCUUGGCUUGACUUUCACCCUCCCAUGUGUGCAAGUGCCUGUGUGAUUCGGCUCGUUUAUUCCCCUUACCCACAACCCCUUGCUCUCUUUCACUUAGGUUGUAUUUCUUCUUUGUCUGUGAGGAUUUCAGCUUAGCCUGCAAGUAUGUUUAAAACCAGUCGAGCACUUUUCUGUCCUGCAGUAGACACAUUUGUUUCAGGCCAAGUACUCCUGACAUUUAUUGUCUCUUUUUUCCUGAUUUUACUUGCAGCCUGAGAAGAGCGAUGGAUUGGUUUAUUGAUCAGAAGGACUCAUAAGCGUUUUCUGCUGUCUGUGCAGAUAGAAAGGAGAUAGAUGACUGUCUGAGCCUGACACAGAUGAUGGGAGAUUUAAUAAUUAAUAAGGAGAUACACAGACACACACACACACACACACAUGCCCCCUUGUGUGUAUCUGUGUGUGUGUUCCAGAGGUGUGGCUCCAUCGUAAAUCUUUUAGCUGCGCAUCUGUCAGGUGGUCAUGAACCUGCUCACACCUCUACUAGAGGACACACACGCUGCUUCCUUUUUGCCCCCUCCUGGUUCCUGCAGCAGUGUCAGCCUGUGCGUCAUUUAAUGACCUGAGGCUACAUUUGCAAACACACACACCCACACACACCCACGCAUGAGAAGCUGCACAGAGCUGAGUGGUCAGAAAGGUCUGAGUAGGAGUCAGAUUAGAUUCUGGGAAAGGUUUAUUUUUUAGUCGACCAUGAUACAUUCAAGGCCCUGUCUUAAAAACAGAUUACAGACGUUCAUUAGUUUGAGAAAAUGAUCAAUUUUGGUGAGUUUUCGACAAAAAUCUUUAUUUGUUCAGUCUUGGUUUAGGAUUUACAUCUUUCUCAUAAAUGACAGAUUAAACUCUUCAGGUGUUUGGACUGCUACUGGACAAAACACAAGCUUGGGCCUGUUUGGAUGAGCUCUUUUUAGUUGUUUUUAGAUGUUUUAGAGACAAUAUUAUAUAACAAUAUAUAUAACAAUAAUAUAUAUUAAUUGAAUAUAAAAACAUAAGAAUUCAACAUAGAUUAUAGUCAUUAGCUUCUGUUUGAGCUGAGCAGCUGCAGGGCAGAUUCAUUCUGGAGAGCUUGCUGUCAUGUGAAACCACAACACUGUAAGUGUCAGUUCAAUAACUGAAUUAAAGGAAACAUUUAGCCCACAUUAAUAAUUAAUUGUCCAUAUACACUGCUGCCAUUUCCCUCAGUGUGAUUGUGUGAGUGUUUCAGGUGGAUCUCAUCUUUAUGAAAUAUAAAAAGAUCAGACUGUUGUUGGCCUGGAUCAAAUGCGUUGUCAUUAAUUAAUCCCUGAUUACAGUUUUUUUUUACCCUAUAAAUUCUUUGGUGUCUAAAACAGCAGAAAAUAGCUUGAUAUGUCUAAUCUCAUUGAUUUACAGCCUGAGGCAACAGCUUAAGUUUUAGAUUGCUUUUAUGUUUAACCAACAGCCCCAAACCCAAAGAUAUUUAAUUUACUUUGAGUACGACAAAGAGAGCAGCUUAUCCUCACAGUUUGGGGCUUUUAUUGCAUUUUAGUAUUCAGAAAACCCUUUUUUAAUGGACAAGUAGAUCUUACUCAAUUAUAACCUUUUAUCCAUAAUUGAAGUAGAUAAAACAGCAACACACUGUAGUCUUGUGUCUUAAAUGUUGUUAUACUGUACAAAGAGUAUUUUUAUCGUUUGUUUGAGCACCUGUGACUCAUUAGAUCUAGUUUGACACAUUUCCAUUUCCAUCCUCUUCACGGUUCAGUCCCAAGAGAAUGCGGCUCCAUUCAUCCUUUAAAACCUGAUCUUUCCCUCAUUCAGCUUCAGCUCAUUCAUAUCAGCAAGGGACGGAUUAAUCAUGUUAGGUAUUGACCUGGGUCAGAGUGCCAGCAUGAUGAAUAGUGAGCUCACUCUUUCAAAAACAUAUUACAUCAUAAAACUGUCCGGUGAAUUAACUCACUGAGAAUAAUAAAUGGCUGUAAAGCGUGGAUAAUUACUCUGGCAUAAUGUAAUGGUCAUAAUGUAAACAAUCUUUAUAGGCAGUGUUACAGGCUUAUGCGGAUAUAAACUGUUAACCUGCCAACAUCAGCAUGUUAGACUCACUCAACUAAUGGCAUGUUGUUAAAAUUUGCAUCGUCAUUUCUUCUUUGUUACUUGAUUUACCUGAAACUGUUCACAGUUACAGUAUCUUUGAAACCAGUAACCCAAAAGAUGGCAUGUUUCCUACAGAUUCAGAGUAACUGACUUUGACAGCACUCUGCUGGGAUCAAACCGUGUAAAAGUCAGACAGCAGAAGGUGAGAGGUUGGGGAAAAGGCGGCCUCGCUUUGACCUGGAAAAGGAAUUUAUUACACUACCAGACACUUUUUCUGUGGGGGAUUUAAGCAGGACAGGGGGGGAGACAGUUGCAGAUUGACUUACCCCACUCUACCCCACUUUCUCAUCUUCUCUGUUAUUGGUUGUUUCUAAACCCCCGGGGUUUGUAGCUGGGUUUCAUGGUGUUUCAAAGCCCCCUUUCUUGUCUAUUUAUGUAUUGACUUCUUUAUUAUUUGAUCUUUGUCUUUUUUUCUCAUUUUUUCACUGGUUUUUCAUUUCUUUGUUUUUACCUCAAACUGUAUUAUUGAUUGCUUUGCUAGCACGAACUAGAAGUUUGUCUCCAUUAUUUCAUUUUUGCUCAGUGUGGCUGAUAAGCUUUUCAUCCGGCUGCAGUUUUGAAGCAUCAUAGCCGAGCAGCCAAAGACUCUCUGAGCCUUUCACACUAAUAAUCCUUUUACAAGCCCGUGCCUAAGCGCACACAAACACACUCACACAAAAAUGCCAAAAUAUGAGCACAAACACACACACUGGUACAAAACUGGAAAAAAGGAAUUUGAAUUUUUAUUACUGUUGAUUUUUUUUUUGGUAACGGUCAUGGAGAUGUUGGGUUAAGCAGGGGCUCUGCUUUCUGUCCCCGCCACCUCUGAGAUAAAAUUCUUGUCCUGGAGGCAGAAAUUUGGCAUUUCCAUCUGGGAGUCACUAAUGUAUUCACCCAUAUCUUUAAUUCUCUGCUGCCACUCCCUGCUCUGCUCUGAGAGGUUUUACUUCGCAGGAACUAAACUUCAAAGCUUCGAUAUCCCUCUUUCCUCCAUAUGUCUGCGUACGUAUGCACCUGUGUGUGCCCUCCCUAGGUAUGACUUUGCCCCAGCAGGGCUUUGGAGGAUGCGUUUGCACUGAAAGGCCGUUAUCGAGCGGCUGAAAGCCAAGUCAGCUGAGUAGCUCCCGGCUUGGUGCUGCGGACGUCUCCUGAAAGCCUUGACCCACUUCCAAGUCCCCUUCCCCUCCUCCUCCUCCCCCUGCACCCAAACGUGCUGCAUACUGAAGCAGCUUCACCACAAUCUGCUGAGCUGCACCAAAGCUCUGCAUGCAGAUGCUGGGAAGAGGGUGUGUGUCUGUCUGUCUGAUAAAUAAAUUGUGCGUGUCUGUGUGUGUGUGUGUAUGCUCCAAGGUUUCGUGUGCAGGUACAAGCCCUUGGGCAAAGUCAAAGAGAGCUGAAGCCUUACUGAAUAUUUAAGUGUGUCCUUUACAACUUGUACUUCACUCACCAAGCUCAGACAUUUGAAACAGUGAAGUGUCCUCUUGUCUUUGACCAAUGCUCAGUGUAGAUAUGCAGAUUUCAGUCAGAUCUUUUUGAACAGUUAGGUAAAAGACAAUACAAUACGAGCCAGCAGCAGACCUGCUUUUGUGCUGCUUUAAUCAUAGAUUAGACCAGACUACUGGAUGUAGACAGUGUGCAAACUCACUUAGACACAGACACAGAGAUUUACACAGAUUAAAAAACAAAGACACUCAGCUUGCAUGCAUGCAAACCCAAGUGCACCAACUCGCACGUACACAAAUGCUUGUAACAUUAGCAGGAGGAUUAGCACACAUUUUUAUUUGUGGCCUCAUGCUGAGCAAAUGUGCCAAUUUAGCCUCCAUGACACGCAAAGAGAUUAUAAUGAAAAUGCACAUAUAUGUAUUUUAUGAUUAGAAUUAAGACCUGUGAGAAACUAACUGGUUUAUUUGGGUGUGUAUCUUUAGUUGGUGUGUUUAAUGGCUCAGUAAUCACAUUGCACUUACCCACUCCCUCUCUUUUGAAAUAUUUUUUCUGAAGUAAGAGGGAUUAAUGUUUACAUACUACUAUUAUUAUUACAUCUGCAUGUGCAUUGCCCUUUGUUUAGUGAUUUGCAUGCAAGUAAACCAAAAGUGUCUUUCACAUCCUUUUUUCCUCAUAGCUCCUUCAUUAUUCGCCCGUUCAACUGUGCUCCGUCGUCUCCCUUUAACUCUGUUUGCAUUCGACGUCUAUCGGACUGACAUCACUCUGGACUUUUAGAGCAGCUUUUCUGUUGAUAUCUGGUGACAGAUGGGCAGAUCUGUCAGAUCAGACAGUGUUCUACGGACUAAUAAGUCUGAUACAGAGCUCAGUAGCUAUCACAGGAGACAAAGAAGAAGUCGAUUAAAGCUCCUGUGAGGAAUUUUUAGCUAAUAAUGUAGCUGACUUGGAUGAAUACUGAUGCCUUUUUAUGAUCUACAAAAGAAAACCAGAUACUCAGGAAGAGGAUCGAUAAUACAUUUUUAAAAAGGUACCACUUUUCCCACUGGGGUCUCUGAAAUCAGUGCCGCCCAAAGCUUUAUAUUGAAAGCACAGAACUGAUCAUUACAACUUGACAAAAAGGCAAACAAACACUCUACUACCUCCUCCCAGUUACAAAAACUAUCAGUUUUGAAUGUUUUUUCUUAAACGUAAAUCACACAAAGUGAGCAGCACUCUUUGUGUUAAGAAAUACUCACUUAAAUAAUUGUACAUUUCUUAUAUACAUGUUUUAAAGAGCUACAUCCAUGCUUUUAGGCUCCAUAGUGGUUUUCAAUAACAACACUAUACUGAGGUGAAAGUUGGUGUUGUGUCAUCACUCUCUCAUUCUCAACUUUUGUUGUACACUAACAUUUUUGGCUGAAGAUUUUAAACGUCUUUGUUUAAAAAGCCCUGAAGUGAAACAGAAGUGUAGUUGUGCAAAUAUAGUAUAAAUGAUUCUGGGCUCUAAAAGAUAUUUAAUUCAAGUUUACUUUUGUCACUGAUAGAUUUGGGUUGUUGAAAAACUUGACACUUGAUUGUUUUGUCCUUGUGUUUUUUCCAUCUCCCUCUGAGUCGACGUCUAUUCUCAUUUAUUUGCUCUUCCUCAGUUGAGGUGAUGAGUGUUAGAUCCACUGAGGGAUGUAUUAUUAUAAUGAAAGCUGUAAUUAUGAGCCCUGCAGACUAUCAUUAGGCAUGUACAAGUAUAGUUUGUAAAGUGUUGUAGAUCAUAAGAUAACAAGAUGUUCUGUCAACACAAAAACACCUUCAAUUACAGAGAACUAUUUUAGGUGCAGUAGAUUUUUGGCUGCUGAUUAAGUAACAGGCUGAUAAUGACUUUGAGUUUUCCGCAAACUUAUAUGUGAUGGAAAAUAUUACUAUUAGUGCUAAACUUGAAAAUGAUGGUAAUACUUGCAUAAUUAAUUGGUUUGCAUGUCUCACUCACGCCAUUUUAAAAUGACAAAGACAAAGAGAUACCAAUAUUUAUUCAACUGUUAAUUCAUCUCUUUCCGUGUCUUUUCUCCUUUCAGGUGUUGCGAGUGUAGCGCCUCGCUGUCCCACUGGUAUUAUGAAAAAGAUGGACGUCUUUUCUGCAAGAAGGACUACUGGGCCAAAUUUGGGGAGCUGUGCCACGGCUGCAACGACCCAAUCACAACAGGCCUCAUCAUGGUAAGAGGAUCCAUCCCCAACUCUCAUCUCUCCUCACCUCCCCGGGCCUUUGUUAGUUAAUGAAACCUGGAUUAUAGUCAGGACAUAUGAAACCCACAGCAUGCACAAUAGAGUACACACACUAAGAGCCUCACCGGUAUGUGUGUGUCAAUAUACACAAUGCAUGUAGGAUCUGCGCCAGACCUGUAACUGACCAUGAGGUCGUUGUCAGAUUGUUUUACACACCACCAGUGAAAGUUGUUGCUGUUGUUGUGACACACGAGAGCAGGCAGGUUCAUGUGGUCAAAACAAAAGAGAGCAGACAAAGAAUAGAGUGAGGCUCUGCUGUUAAGUGCUGCUGCAUUAUAGAGAAGACCGAACACAGGCAUCAAAGCAGAGUUAUGUUUCUUCUUGUGGGAUGCUGAUAAAAUCAUGCGCAGUAUGAUACAGUAUUAUGUCGUUUUUAAUGUGUAUGAGGAUACCAUUCUCCUGCAGCAGCUCAGAGAUAUGUCCGUGCAUUACAGAGUUGCACAGUCUGUAGUUUAAGUCGUGUGUGUGCGCGUGUUAAUCCCCUGGCUCAAAAUGGACUCCAUUCUGCUGAGGAGGUCAGAGAGAUGCAGCUUAGGCUGUUUAAGUGCUGAUUAGGCAGCGAAGUGCAUUUUUUAGUGUUCUGCUCAUUAAGGCUAGCUCAAAACCAAAUGUCAGGAUGUCUUCUGGGCUUUUGGUACAGGAGAAUUAUACAGGGGAACGCUAACAACUUUAUUUUUGAAAGCUUUCAUCUGUAGCUGAAGUUGGAUAUGAAACUAGAUGUGUCAACAUGUUAAAAAAAAUAUAUAACUGUCAGUACUCAGCUUCAAAAUAAGGUUUGAUUUUAAACAAAGUACCAGCACCACAUAGUUUUUAUUCCAGAACAAAUAUGGCUGUCACAAAAUGCUGUGUGAUGCAUGAUCUGCCUCUGGAGCCACCCAAAAAGCCAACCUCAGGACUGAAUCAAUAAUUCACAGGCUGUUUGCAGGGCCUCGGACAGGAAAAACAGGUCAAAGUAAAAAUCUGAGUUCAUUCAUUCAGUCCACAUAAAGCAUCUCCUCUGACACAUUUACCUCCUGGACCGAUCCCGUUUCUCGCCGGUCAUGUGUCACGGCCGCAAUGAACAGACAUCAUUCAUGGCUCGGCCUUUCUCUGCAUCUCUGAGAGGGUGUAUGUGUGUUUGAGAGUGUAUUUUAUCAUCUACACAACCUUCAGACAGCUUGCCCUUUGCAGUGCAAUCUCGAUAAUGAAACAUGGAGGAGACUGUAAAGUGAAUUAGGUGGAGAGAUGGCUGCACCACCUCUCCUCAUCCUAUCCUUCUCUUGUUUAUUACCUCUAUCCUUAACACCCUGAUUGAUUGUCUGUCUCUGUUGGUCAGCCAAAACAGCUGAAAAUGCAAUGAUGACCAGGCUAAUUGUACCACAUGUAGCCGUGCAGACCAAGGUCAUCUUACCCUGUCUGUGCCACAACCAGGAUGACGGAGAAGUCUACUUCAGUCCUGCAGAGUCACUCUCUGUGGGUUGGCAGCAAGUAAUGAACCUAUUUUUGAAAUCACUGAUGGCGCCGCACCUGAAAAAGCUGCUUUCACUGCCACUGAAAACACCUUGAGCUACAUGUUUACAAUGUGAGUCAGAGGUGUACUAUUGGUCAGCCUGACACAGCCUGUGACCGUAUUUUUAAAGGCUUUGGGAACAGCCUUUUAUUUUUAUUCCCACCAAGGGUGUCAUUAUGCUGUUAUGAUUGUUUGUCCCUUUGUUCACUUCAUAUAUCUGUAGAACAUCUGGAUAAGAAAACAACAAACAGCAUUAGAUUUAUAUGCUUUUACUGAGACAGUAAAAAGUGGUUAAAGGUGGGAUAGGCAGAAAUCAGUUAAAGAAGCAUCAUUUUUUGUGGCGUAGGUACAAAAAGGCUUUUAAUAUCAGUCAAAGCUAUUAGUUAUUGAUGACAUUUGGUAAUAUAAUGAUAUCACUGUGUUUUGUUAUGUCUAUGUAGUCAAUAUUUCAAAAUUCUUGAGCGGCCCGCUCUUUCUGAUUGUAAACAAAGCCAUUCCCCGCCUCCCCCAACCUGAUUGGUUGUGAGGUGGACGCUGCUCCCCUGUGUCGUUCCAAACAAAGUUAGCGUGCUAUAAUAUCGGACAGUAGAAACCAACCAGAAAGUACAGAAAAUUUACUGAAUCCUAAUUUGGCCACAACUGCCGACACAAGCAAGAAAACGAUGUAAAUACAGGAGACUCUGGUGGAAUAAUGGGCGCUUAAAAAGCCAGGUCAACAUCAGCAUAAACGAAGGAGAACGCUUUGGGAUCUUAUGGACCCUGUAACCUUUCUGCUGGACAGGUAAACCACUUUAACAAAGUAAGCCAAGUGUCUGUAACAGAAGUGUUUCUUGCCAAACGGGACCUGCUGCAUGUUGUACCGCCACUAAACUGUUGACCUCUGGUCCUGGACUAUGUCACUUUAUCCUAGCUGUCGAAGUCCUACAAACAUUGUGUUUGCUGGUAGUCUGUUGGCAUCUACUGUAGCACCAAUGCUUUUUAAUUUCACACUGACUGGGCCCCAUUUGUAAUUAUCUGAAGUAUUUAUCUGCAUUAUAUCUGACUUUAAUUGGAACAAUACGAGCGAGCAGGAGCGUCUGUUUGUGGGCGGGGCUUGCUGGAGCGGAGAGGGAGGGGAGAGGAGGAGCUGAGGGGAAAACUGGUUCAGAGGGGUAGUGUUUACAUUCAAGAUUUCUUCCCAAAACUGUCCCUUCCUCAGAUCCUGCCUACCCCACCUUUAACACAUUUUGUGACCCCAGGUUAAUUGUUUUAAGUUUACAAAAACCCUCAAACUGAGGACUGGAUUUGACAGAGGAUGUUAAUGUCUCUCCAGACAGGCCUCUCCAUCCCAUUUUCACUGAAUGUGUUGAAGAAGCAGAUCUUAAUGCAAGAUUUUUAUCACAGAGAGUGUUGCAUCUGGUUAUUGGAUGUGUUAUCCAUCUAAAUUUUCUUGACUUUUUGAUCAUAUCAAUCAUAGCAGGAUAGGAUUGCUGUGGUUUCGCUGAGAGCUUUCAGGUGUAUACAGGUGUGUGUAAUCAGCAGCUUCAGCCAGAGGAUUUCACUCAGUUAUUUACAACCUGACUCAGGCAGAUAUAUAUGCUGAAUACUCAGUUAACUAAAGCAAUCGAGUUUCCCCUCGACCACCUCUCCUUCAUUCUGUCCACCACCGCUCCUCCUAACAGAUGAAUGUACAGCGACGUCCACAUACACUUUAGAGUCCGUCAGCCUCCCUGCAAACAGCUCAGGGCGGAGAGCCAGCUGAUGGGAGCACGGCCAGACAUCGACCUGGGCCUGGUUAAUGUGCAGAGUUUGGGAGAAGCUUCUAGUUUCACAGUUUGUUUUUAUCUUUCAGGUCAACACUGAUCCCAUAGACUUUACUCCACAUGGAUGUAGCCUCGCUGACCUAACCCUUUUGUUUCUAAAGAAGCGUUAUAAAGUGGUCAGCUUAUUUGAAAUGUUGUGUCCAACUUACUCCUGAACCCUGUAUAAUAAUGAUAAAGUCAUUGUAGCGACUGCUUUCCUUCAACAAAAAGGCCGCUGGGGUUUAGGUUGGCUUGCAUCUGUGACGUGUUCAAUUAUCAGUCCAGUUUGAGUGUUAAAAAAGUGGUUUAUUGUUCAAAAAAGAAAAGAAAACAUGCUGAUCCAGCUCUAAAACGUUUGCCUUUGAAUGAAAAAGUGAUAAGAUGAAAUGAGGUUAAAACAAGAUGAAUGAAACGGUGAAAAAAUAUGGAAAAUGAUACCAAACCAAUUGUCUGACUACACCUGUGAGAUUUAAAUAACCCGCCAAACAACCCCAAAACUACACCCCUCAGUGAUGAUCCCCGUCAGUGACAUACCUGUAGAAAUCAUACUUUCAACAAAUAUAUUUUGGCUCCUACAGUCAUGAAUGUGCUUUUUUUGUGUGAACACUGAGGGAGGUUUUUGUGUCUCAAGUGUUUCUUGGAAGUGGACACUGAAAGAGAAACUAAUAAAAUUCCCCUGAUUGUGCACGUUCUUAUGAGAGUCUUUGGUACUUUUUCAGUCAUAUGUUUGUGAAGUUGAGAAAUUUUGAUCACACAAUCUGAAUGUCACAUAGUGUACUGUACCUUUCCCAACAGACCCUCACCCCCCACAGUGCUCAGCUGUGAUUUUCUGUUUCAGUCAUUCUGAUGUAUAUAUAGCAGACAUGUGGUCCUUGACUUUAUGGUAUUGAGACUGGCAUGUCUGACUAAUAUACUCUGCCUUCUGUGGUUAAUAUUUGGAAACAAUGAUAUUUACUUGGGAAAGUCCCAGAUUCGCUGUAAACUUCAUCAGCCCCCUCGGGUGGGAGGCCGCUCUGUUGUUGAAUAGAAAUCUGCUCUUAGUUUCAGUAAACGCCUGAUAAUUUUAUUACCUCUAAGUGAAGACAGACGUGUGUAAUAAUAAGUGUUGGGAAAUAGCUUUUCUUAAACUGUUGCUGUUCAUGUUGUGCUGUUAUUUUCGUAAUAACAGGAUUAUCAGCUGGUGAUUUCAUCAGUGACGUUCACAGAGGUCACAACUCUGUGUCAAAACCUGUUGUACAAAAAAACAAGUUUUCUUAUUUGUUUGAUUACCUCUAAAGUUCAAAGGUCAGGCUUGCAUACAGAUGACCAUGUUUAACUGUUGCAGUCUGUGUCUCUUGCUUAAGGACGCUUUGCAUGAAUUGCUCCAUGCUGUGACUGACACUCUUACAUCACAAAUGAUAAUAUUGUCAAUACCAACACUUGCACACCUACGUAUCGUUCAACAAGCCCGUGAUCUUUGCUCAAAAGUGUUUUUGACACUUGAGACCCAGUUCCUCUUUCCACAGUGGAAACCGUGACGUGGAGCAGCAGCCUCUGUGGGCUGAAAUCCCCCCAGUGGCACCACUGUGGGUUGUUUGGUUUUACUUUUGAUCUGACUGAAAGCAGGUUUGAUUAGACACAGACGCAAAGUAUUCAACAUGAAAUGACUGAAUAUGCUUUUCAGUGUCAACACCAAAACAUAGUUUGAAGCUUUACCACUUCGCACACAAGGGACAAAACAAGAUGUUGUUCAUGUUUAUGGUCUAGUCAUGAGCUCAAACACAUAAUUACAUUUGCUAUGUUCAAGUACUACAUUCACAUGAAACAGGCAUUUGUCUUGAAAAUUAUCAGCCACCCGAAGAGGUUUUUACUCUCCAAAACUCUAUUUUUAGACAUGCUAUUUUUAACUUUUCAUUAAUAACAGAGAGAGGCCGCCUGUUAGAGUCUGGUUAAAGGCCCAAGUAAAACUUAAAAUCAUUUUAGCCUCGUACAUGAGCCACAUCUGUGCCAUGGACUAUCAAAAACAUAGAUGUGGUCUAGAUUAAUGUUGAGUCCAACUAUCUGUAAUAAUUGACCAUGUCAAGUUGUACCAAUAAAAAAAUGUAGAGAUUUAAACUGUGUGUUUGAGCCGGGCUGCAAAGAUGUGUAUUUCUGCUGUGAUAUUGAGCAUUUUUAUAUGGGCUUUGACGUGGUCCUCUCGGCUUUAGUGGACACUUGAGGAGGCGCAGCUUUUGCACACUUUUCUACCACAGUGCUCAGUUUUAGCAGACAGCGCGUCUUACGAAAUGCUGGAAAUUUCUAAAUUUAUGCUUAAAUGUUGUGGUGGGGAAAUUGUUCGUUAAGUUUAAAACUGUAAUCAAAACAAAGAAGUAGAAAACUUUUGUGAGAUUUGCUUCUAAACCCUGGACUUUGUAAUCAGAACAGAUUAGUGAGCAGACCUAACACCUUACAGUCACUGUGGAUUUUAUUAUUAACGUGCCACUGUGCCUCUAAUUCAUUUAAACUCCAUUGUUGUUUAAGAUCUACUCAUCAACCUUUGCCCUGGAUGUUACUGUUCGUGAGAUUUUCUCUGGUGCAGCUUCACUCCCACUGUAACUUAAUCAAGUUUUCUGUACCAGACCUCUCUCCCCCUCUUUCUCGUUAUCUGACCAUCUAUUAAUAUCUGCCCACUCAGAGGGCCCUCCAGCACUGGCAUGCAGUGUGAGGAAGGGUCCACACUUGGCAUACAGAACAUAUUUUGGGGACAAAGUGAGAUAACAGGGACAGGACACAGUCUGUCCUGGGUGAUGAGAGAGUGACGCAGCAGCACAGAGGUUAUACAGGUCAGAAGAGAGAUUCUUUCAUUGAAUUUCAGUGACUUCGUGAUAAAUUUGUUUAUACCUAAUAAUAAAAAAUAAUAAUUUGGCAUUUUUAAUCAAGAUAUGAUCCUGAAAAACAAUCAAGAACACAGGAUUUAUUAGAAAUGAGUCUUUAUUUGUAACAUCUAUAUGCCUAAAACAUUGUUGAUUUUAUUCCAUGUACAAAUAACUAAAUAAAUAAGAUUUGAAAACACAGUUAAAUUACCCUAAAAUCACGAGUCCUUUACAAAAUGUCCUGGCAGUCACUUUCACUGGUUUUGAAAUGUGAUUUGCAGGAAUAGAAGCAGCAUGGUAGAGGAGGAGGAGAGAGGAAUUUACUAAAGACACAGCGGGUGGGGGUGGGGAGGUGUAUGUGUAUGUAUGUGGUUGGAGCGUGUGCAACAGUGGGCAGGCCCAAACAGGAAACGAUGAGGUCAUAGCAAAAGUAAGAGAGGGGUGGAAGAAGAGAGGGAGGGAGGGAGGAGAGAGAGAGAGAGAGCCGGGGGGGAGUGACACUGAUUCAAAGAUGAGCUCAGCUGCAGAGGCGUGGGCUGCUCUCUCUCUCUCGCUCUCCUCCCUCCUCCCCCUGUAGCUCCGUCUCUCCGGCCGGCUUGGCCGCUGCCAGUGUUUUGUUGUGACAGCGGGGGAAUCGCCUGCCUCAGUAGAAUGAACUAGAGGAGCAAGAGGAGACGCCGGCUGUGGCUGACAUGGUGGGAGACCUAUUUUUCUGGAGCUUCUGCUGUCUCAGGCUGUGGAAGAAGGAGAAGAAGGUGAGGCUGCUGCUGCUGCUGAUGAUGAUGGUGAUGGUGGGGGUGACUUGGGUCUCAGGGGUGAUGUACAGUAGAGCGAGAGCUGCAAGGGAGCAGGGAGGAAGACUGGCUCAAGGAGACGGUCUUUCCAUAGUCAUGUCUUUAAUUUGAAAUGUGAAUCUGAAGCAUGAUUCAGAAAGCUGCCAUAUUUUGUGUGUCAUUUCAAACUGGGUCAGUGCAACGCCGGGCCAAUCUGUUCCCUCUUCUCUGCAGAGCGCUCCAGUUUUUCUUUUUUUUUUUCAUGUCAUGAAAAUGUGAUGAGCCAUGGCACGUGUCCUAUUUAUAGAGACCAUUAUUGUGCGGAUAAAAGUCGUGUUUGAAGCUGUGCGAGUGCACACAUUUAAAGACAGUCUCAUAACUGUGUCAGUGCACCUGUGUUAUUUUUAUUUACCACCUUCGUGCCAGCAACUCUGUAAAGCCCAGAUAAACAGAGAGGAAAGAAGAAGCUGAAUGCAAAUAAAGCAUUUCUAAAGCUGAGGCCUGUGUACAUACUGUGGUUCUGUACUGUUUGUAGCUGAAGGGGGUUUCCAUUCAGACAGCAUCAAUGUAGUCCACUGUUUUCUCUCUCAGGCUUUCAGUGUAAUUGUAUUUGCCUACAUGAUGCCUACAGUAGGAAGUCUAAAAGGAAUCAGUAUCACGCCUUCAUGUGAAUUUGUUGCUGAUCUAACAGUCUUGAUUGCAGCCGUGUGAAACAUCUCAACCACACUGUGUUUUUAUCAUUCUUUGGCGCUUAAGGAAUUCCCUUUGACACAUAUUUGUGAUAUGACCCAGUUGUAUUUCUCUCUGUGGGGAGUAUCAGGUAUCUCCUUCACGUGCUGUUUCUCCUCCAAACAUUAGAUCAUUAUUUAAAAACCGGUUCUCCUGUUGAUUCUGGGAGCUCGGUCACAUGUGGUCUGUGUUUUUGAGUUCAGAUAAUGAAAGGGGUUGUUGGGGUGAAGUUCGUUACCUCAAACGUGAGGCUAAGCAGAGCCAGAUUUCCCGUAAUUUAGUGAGGCUCUUCAGAAGCACCUUCAGCAGUGUUGUGAUGAGGUCAUUGUUCCACAUUUAGUUGUAAAGGAGUGAAGUCAGUGGGUCCGAAACAUGGUUUCUGUGAAGCUUGUAGAUGUAAUGAGACCAGAGGGUAUACAAAGUUCCCUAAUCAGGUCCAGCUGUGAAUAAAUACUAACUAAUCUGGUACAAAAUAAAACCCUGCAAUGUGAAAUACAUUAGUAUGCCUGUGGACUGUUAUUUACAGAUCCUGUGUUGCUCUUCUGUUGGGACAUGUUUUCCACUGUAAUUGCAAAAUAACUCAAUAGAAAUUCUGCUUUUUGCUGCCACCACUGUGUCUUCAUCGGCCAUGUUGUCCUUGCUCUUCUCUCCUUCCCCAGUUAAAGCAAACCCUGCACUAAACCUCAAAUUGAUGGUAUUCUGAGGGCAGCUAUCGGAUAACUUUGGCUUUAUCUUAUUGGCCAAAUGGUUGCAAUGAUGGCUUGUGUAUACAUGGCUACACAAUUCAAUGGUCAAAAGUUUGAAUGCAAAAUGUUUUUCACGUUAUCAGACUUUUGGUUCAGGUGUAUCUUGCAGGUUCUUAUGAAAAAGAUGAAGAUAAUACUCUUGAUUUUGCAGCCAAAGCAUUCAACCAAAAAUCCCAACAGUGCCUGUUUUAGACGGCUCCAGGUAGCAGCACAUCCUGAGCACAUCUGACAGGGUUGAAGCAGUGACUUGUGAGCUUGCAGUAGAUGAUAAAUGAUCAAGAAAUCAAAAGUAUCAAUUAACCUUCAUUUAAAAUGAGCUUCUGUAAGUUUUGUAAAAAUGAACUUCCAUCAUAAAAUAGUAAUGUGCUCUGUGGAAGUCCUUAAAACUGACAAGAGUCCAAAUAUCGUGAGGAGUCUGAACAUAAUAAAAAUUUAAAUGUCACUGGGGUUCAGUGAAAUUUCUGGUUUACUCCAAGUUUAUACUGCACAGCAAUGUUGUUAAUGUUUUAAAAGCCCAGACAAGUAUGUGUUGGACACGACUGUGCAUACAGAUUCACUCAUAUAUUUGUCCAGACAAGACUUUCAGAUCCGUAAAGUCAUGCCUUUUCUUAGAAAAUGGUUUUACAAUUCCCAGAAAGUCAGAUACAGUUAAUAAUCGUCUUUGCACUACUAAUGCUUUGCUAAUUCACUCUCUCACCCAAAUAUAAUCAAUAGGAAACAUUUGAAAUGAUGUGGAGAAAUUGGAAAGUUUUGUGGGGAGAAUCUGAAAUGUGUUGAUAACCUGCUGCAAAGUGAUGCUAGUCAAGAAUGAAAACUAAUUGAUUCUUUUUCAAACAGGACAAAUGCAAAUGCUAUAAAACAGAAGUGAGAGAAAUUCUACAUAUUUACUUGACCACAAAUCUAUACUUCUUUAUUCUUACAUCUAUCUUCAGCUUUCCUCUUUUAUAGUUAGCCAUCAUCAGUUUCAUCUAAAAAAAAAACAUACCAUGCAAACGUCCACCGAAGUGGAAGCUCCGCUCAGAAAGUGUCAAAAAGUGUGACAGACAGCCUGAAAGAGUCAUCAAGUGUCUGUGACUUAUUUCCAACACGCUGUUAGGUGUUAAGUGUCGCUGAGACCAUUAGAGCGUCGUAAAUUUCUCCAAACAGCCUAAAAGGCUCCGCUCACAUUCCACAGGAAACCUGGUUUGACACGUAUAAAUCAUUAAAAACAAAUAAAGUUUAAAGGACCAGACUCUCCAGACCCAGAGGCUCGAGUCCUUCCCUCUCAGCCUGAAUAUGUUAGGACAUUAGCUAGCAUACCUGAUACUGUUCAUAUCAUAAAACCUACAUUUCCCAAAGUCUGAAUGCUUGAGGACAAGGCAAAUAUUGUUGGCUGUUAAAACUUAAAUUUGGGCAGGUAUGUCAUUACUUUUUGAUGCUACGGUAUCUGUUAAAAGUAAAUUAGUCAGCGGGAUGUAAGCAUUAAGCAAGUCUUUUCCUGGCUGAGAUAUUAAAAUUUGAUAGUUUGAAUUAAGCAAGAGUGAUUUCACAAGUAAUCCUUGAGAAGGAAUGGUCAAAUAGCACGUAAGCACUUACUAUGCUUUUAUACUUUGUGUGCUUUGGACACACUGACUAACAAACAGUAGGUCAAAAAGUGUGUUUUUUUUAUACAAGGUUACAGACUUAUAAGUAAUUUAUGUAUUGUUUUUAUCUUUGGGUUUUCCCUUUAAAGAAAGCCACAUACUCUUUUUUUUUUAUAGUAAGGUAACUGCAGCUGCAUCGCCUCAAGCUCUCAGUUUCCCUUGUAACUCAUUCCAGGGCAGAUAUGUGCUCACAGAGUUUGGUUUAUUGUCUCUUGAAUACACAACAAGCAGCUACAGAGCAGCAAACUUGUAGUCAUGCACUCGUGAGGGUGAUGAGCUAACUCCCUAAUAAUAAAAUACACCCUUAGAGUCUGGAGACACACACACUAAUCUGUGUUUCAUGAGGAUAUGAAAUCGAACUGGUGGUGUGCCGAUUCAUGUGAUGUUUCUUGAAUCUGCCUUUUGAGUAACUAUCACAUGGUAAUGAUAUAGAGCCUAGUCUUAUUUUGAUUUUCUGUUGCUCUGAAUCUGCCUUUAUACCAACGGUUUAGAGAGGAAGUAUGAACUUCAUGUGAGGACAGCAGCUGCUGCCAGCCAAAUGUGGUUUAAAACGGGGUGUGGGUCUGUGUAAAAUGAGUGUGUGAAAGUGUGUGUGUGCAUGUGUGUGUGUGUGUGUGUGUGUGUGUGUGUGUGUGUGUGUGUGUGUGUGCGUCCAUCAUGCCUUCAUGGCAAGCAAAUGGCAGCCAGAGUGUCAGGGCACACACCCCUUUCAUCACAGUCCAGCUGUCCUCUCUUCCUGGCUUUCCCAUUUGCAGGGUUGCAGGUUUGUGACACACAAAACAAAACGAAAACACACACACAGCAACCCACAAAUCUGGUGCAUCAAAUAAUGAUCAAUUACUUUAUUGUCAAAAUAACUGUAAAUUAUUUCUCCAGCCCAUAGAAAUGUAAUCUAAAGUCCUCAGAGUCUCUCCUCAUUUCUCUAUCUUACUUUUGCUUUUGUUUGUCAUGUUUUAUCUCACUCGAGAUGUCCAACAGUGUUGUUUAUGUCUAUUCUUUAUGAGUCUGCAUGGAGCAGAUAUAAAGACAUUAAGUUGGUCAAUAAGCCCUACAGCUGCCUUGUCUCUUGUCCAUUACUGAAGCCAUUACGCCUCUGUCUUCUUCUCUUACUCUCUCCGUCUCUGCUAUAAAGCUGUGUUGUCUACAUGAACGUUUCACAGCAUGUCCAGGAAAUAAAAAAUCCCUUCAUUUGCAUGUUGGCUUUUUUUUGUUAGUUGUUUGACACUUGGAGAAAGCUGGGAUAAAAUAAAGUCAGGAUGUCAUCACACCCCCUUGUAUCAAAGCCAAGCAGUGGCAUGUUUUCCUGUUUGGCUGGAAGGAUCUCCUUGAAUUAAUCCCUUAAAAAGCAGUUAAUUAACACGCUUGUACAUUGGCUGGAGGGCUCCUAGUCUGUUGUUGAUCUGUUUGUGUGUGGUAUCACUGCUGCUCUCUCAGAAGGGUGGGGCUGCAGACAUAUGGUCAUGCAUAAUGAUUUUAUUGAUUCUUUGAUCUUCACGUUUUCUUCCUGUUAGGCUCAGAUUUCUGUGUUUUGUUUCAGUUAAUGCGCCAUUAAAGGAGAGUAUUUCUUCCCAAGUGUGUUUUUUUAAUUCUGAUUUUGAUUUCCACUUGCUUUCAGGAUGCAUUUGUGAGCUUAUAGUUUGCUCUUCUGUGAAGUGAAGUACAAAAACUUGGUUAAAAAAUUCAACUUUAUGAUGUAGAGAAUUUGUUUGAAUAAUGCAUUGCAAAUUUUACCUGCUUUUUAAAGAGAUCUGAUUAAAAAAUAUUGUUUCUGCUUCUCAAAUAACAGCUCUGCUUAUACAAAUCCUUCAAUUCUAUCAGGUUUUUUUUAUUUUGCCUUAAAUUGAAUUUUCUUUGUUCAGCACUCGCCCAUACAAUGCCCCUCCUAACUCCUCUAAUACUUCAUUAGACUUGCAGAUCACUGCAGUUGAGCGAGGCGGACAGGGGCCCACUCCCUUAAAAAUGUUCUGCCACUCAGCAUAAAACAAAACCACAAACACCUCAGGCCUCUGGAGAGCAAACGCCGCCUGUAGCCUUGACUUGUAUGUUAAACAUGAGCUCCCGUGUUAAGCACUGAAGGUCAUUAGAUGUGAGAGUGGGUGGAUCAUUAGCAUGGAUCAAGGCAGAUUUACCUGAAGGAGUUUAGAGGGGUCGAUAUGUGAAAGUGCAGGCUGCUUUAUUGAUUCGUCAGCGCACCAGCGUCACAAUAAGGACAAUGGAUUUAAAGAGCAACAGUAAAAGUGAUUUAUUACUUUCAUAGUGUUCGGUCAGAACAACACCAAGUGCUGGAAAUCUCCACCUGCUGUAUCAUCCUCGGUUCUGUGUGUGGGAUUAAUCAGCUCGAGGCCUGCUCUGUGUCUCUCAGCCAUAACUCAAUUCCCUCUCCUGAUUGUAGACCGCCCUGAGCUCUGCUGGAGCAUCUGGCUGUAAUGCUUUCAAUCUCACUGUUUAACUAUUACCCUCAGUGACCAGACCUUGCCCUACUUUCCUGAUCAUUUAUUACAGCGUCAUGUUGCCUGUUGUCCCAGUACUACCACUUUGACACAGCUGCACGUUUAUUCUCCACAGCAUUUUUAACUCUGUGAUUGUUUCUUUUUUUCUUCUGGCAGGUUGCAGGAGAGCAGAAAUAUCACCCUGAAUGCUUCACCUGUCUGAACUGCAGGGCGUUCAUCGGUGAUGGAGACACAUACGCUCUGGUGGAGAGAUCCAAACUCUACUGGUGAGGGGAUAGAAUAUAAACACCUUCAUGUCAUAGUCAGGCAAACACCACUCAGUCUCUGUGAUGUUUUCAUGCUGGGAAAAAUCAAAGCUUGUGCAGUUUGUGGUGUGCUAUGUUCCCUCCAAAUUCCCCAAACUUUUGUUCUUUUGGUAACUUUUCUUAAUCCCCCCCCCUCCUGCAGAGAGCUAAUCCAGUCAAAAAAAACCUCUUUGAAGUUUAACCAAAGCCACAAAUAAUGAACAAGAGGCUAAUGCUGCCGUUGACUGAGAAAAUCUGAAAUUGAUGCGCCUUACUUUAAGCUUCAAAGGACUUGUUACCAGAAUUAUGACAAACUGUGGCGUCCCCUGACGUGCUGGAACUUACAGCAUCCACGGUGUUACCACGAGCGCUGGAGCUUAGUGUUUUUGAAAUCUGGUGCAUUUUUGACGACUUUUUAACCAUCAGAACUGACACUUACUAUCCAGUGUCUAGUCAUUGCUGUAAGGUGGUAACAGGGAAAAUUAUUUGAAUUAGAUUUCAUCUGUUUUUUUCAUCUAAGUCAAACUGAAAAAGGGGGUUUGUCUGUGUCUAGAUUCUUGACUAGUGUUGCUCCAGAGUUAUGGGUUUGUUUGUCACCAGCCUCAGGCAAAAACAGAGAGUUCAAUGUGAAAACAAACUACAGAGACAUUAAACUUGCUUUAUUUUCUGCCCUGAGUGGAGUUGAUCGUAGUGAGAUUGCCUCUUGGAUUAUAGAGGUGUUAAAAUUGUGGUGAGGGUUAGUAAAAACAAAGUCAUGUGAGUUAUUUUUUAAGCCCUGGUGUAUUAGUUAUGAAUCGUUUCAUUCCUCUUAAAUGAACCUUUCUCGCAUUCUGAGCAUUCCUCGUGUUUCAGGAAAUAGUCUUUUUUGUAGAACGAAUUUAUGAAACACUUUCUGACCCAUCAGACGUCAUGUUAGCUUUUCAGUCUGAACAAUUACAUCACAGUGUUUCCUUGAACCAAGAGAAAGCUUGUCAACAACAUGUGAUGCUGUUGUAAUCAGACCUUGACAUCUCCCUUGUGAUUGCUUGGACAGCUUCAGAACCUACAAAUCUGCUCUUCUCUGCCAAGUCAUUUUUACACAACUCUGCUCCUCUUUCCUUUUUUUCUUUUGCUGCAGCGGUCACUGUUACUACCAGACCAUCGUCACGCCUGUGUCGCUCCCGGACUCGCCAUGCUCGCGGAUCCCUCACACCGUCACACUUGUGUCCAUCCCAGCCACCGCAGAGGGCAACAACGGACGCAGAGGGCGAGGUUUUUCCGUGGCCAUCGACCAGCCGCUCAGCCCGACCAACGGCUUCAGCCCUGAACACGGACACACCGUCAGAGUGUCCCAGUGAGUCUUUUUGUUCUGUGUUUAUUGUGUGAGAUAAGAGAUUACAGGAGAGGUCAGUAUGAUGAAGGACAAAGGAUGAAGAAGAGUGGAUUAAAAAUGGAGGAGAGAGUGAUAGAUGAGAUUCAUUUAAAAUGUAUAAUAGAGUGGAAGGAAAAGGAAAUGAGCAGAAAUCUGAGUCACUGUUAUUCAAAUGAGCUGAAGCCUUAUCAAAUCUGAAGCCUGUGUCCAAAUGAAAAAUGUUCCAGCGUGUGCACAAAGGUUUUCAUUAUUAUUGUAGACGCUUAUUGUUCUGUUUUAUCCAGGGUGGAUGCAGACUGCAUCAGUCCAGAUGUGAAAAACUCCAUUCACGUUGGAGACAGGAUCCUGGAGAUCAAUGGGACACCCAUUCACAAUGUCCCUCUGGAUGAGGUAUUCAUCACACUCCACCUUGACAAUCUUGCACAAAUAUUCUGCUGAGGUUAAGGAAAUUGUACAUCUUCGAGGUAAAGUACCUAUCCUGUAACAAUAAACGUUUUUUUAACCCCUCCAGAUCGACCUGCUGAUCCAGGAAACAAGCCGGCUGCUACAGCUCACCAUCGAGCACGACCCUCACAGUCUGGGGCAGGAGGGAGGCUCCUCAUCCACAGAGGAGCAGGUGGACGGCCCCUUGUCCACUCCUCUGUCAGAGGGUCCCAGCCCUAUCUUACCCAUCACCCAGCCCCCUCACGCUGACAUCAGCAACCUAAAAUCCAGAAUCAUCACGUAAGACAUGAACACUUACAUGUAGUGGCAAAAUAAACACGCCAACAAGCUUAACAGUUUUAGUUUUUAAUUGACAUACAUUACAGUUUUUAUAUUUGAUUGUAAAACCAUGAUGAAUAGGUUUUGUUUUGGGCUGUUAGCAUCCCUACAUCAUGCAGCACUUCGAUUAAUUUUCUUAUUGCAGCAAAGAGUAUGAAAAUACAACCCCUUCUCUUACUGUUUCUCUUCCUCAUGUCUUUCCUUCCCCCUUUCUUUUUACUCCUCCAGGCGGAGUUACAGCAUCGAUAAAUCACCAGGCUCCAGCAAUGCAGCGUCCCCUGUCUCCCAGAGGAAGGACAUCAAUCGAUCAGAGUCACUGCGAGUCGUCUCCAAUCGGACGCACCGCAUCUUCCGCCCUUCUGACCUCAUCCACGGAGAGGUGCUGGGGAAGGGCUGCUUCGGACAGGCCAUCAAGGUCAGUCACUGGUAGCAUUUGUUUAUGCCAGCGUGUCAAUUAAAUGCAUAUGCGGUAUAUUGUGCAUCGAUGCACAUGUGGUCAUACUCAUGUUGUCCAUAGGAUGGCAGUGUUGAGACAGAAAAGAUCUGUGAAAAGGGGAGAGGUUAAAUAUUUGGAGUUAUUACACCUCCUGGAGUUUUAAUAAUAUUGUUUAUCAUGCUGUUACCCAGACAGAGGGAUGAAAGCCUCACAAACUUGUGUGUUUUGUUCCAGGUGACCCACAGGGAGACGGGGGAGGUGAUGGUGAUGAAAGAGUUGAUUCGCUUUGAUGAUGAGACACAAAGAACAUUCCUGAAAGAGGUGAGCAGAGAGGAACAAUAACAGAUUUUUUAAUCCCUCCGGAGAGCAAAUUUAGCUUUUAUCUGAUUAUGAAAUGAUAUGCACAUAAACAACUUCCUUGAAUACGUACAUACAUGAUUUUCUGGUGGAUUAAGAGAACAUUUGUUGCCAGUCAAACUAUCAGCAUUAAAAAUAGAAAGCAGCCUGAAACCAUUGGGAAAUUUUGUUGUGAGGAAGUGAAAGGAUUUUUUUUUUUGUACUUGACUAGACACUGAGAAUUUUGAUUAUGAUUAGCUGUUCCUCUGUGUGAAUGUAGGGCAUGGUGACUGGAUAAAAAUGAUGAGUUCUCUCAGCUGAAUAAAUGAAAAGUCAAAAACGUAGAAAAACACCUUUAAAAAGAUGACAAAAGAGGUCGUUAACCAAGUCCUUCCUUGCAAAAAUUAUGCAUGACUUUAUCUUACAUCUCUCUCAUCAAAGCUUUAUUAUCCUCUUUCCUAUAUUUGGAAAGAAAACAAUGAAUUAACCGAAGCUUUGACUGGUGUAAAGUUAUUGUUUCCCUCACUGUGACCUUGUUUGAUGUUCAGUCGUUCAGACAAAGUCAUCUGUUUUAAUUGGGAUGUUUGAAGGUCUCAUGGGUGUCUCAGUGUUGGAGUUAUUAUGAGGUUACAAUAGCACUGAGUCUUUGCUCUGUUAUUAAUGCAGACCACGACAGGGUAGACAGAGCAGCUACCACACAUACACACACACACACACAAACACACACACAUUACCACAAUAAGUCUUAUUAUUACUGCCUGCUGUUUGUAGGGGAGCAUAUAACUCAUGUGUGACACACAUUUCAUUUGUUGCUUCACAAUCUCUGCGGCUAAACUAAGGAAAAAAAAUAUCUGAAGCACGUUUCAUUGGAAGAGUAAUAUAACAGAUUAAUGUGUUUGUAAUGUUGGCCCGCUUUUUCCACUUUCACAGCCAGAUCCUAAGGGGGGAAAUGUUUCAUGAGGUGUCAUAUUGUAGUGGAGCCGAUGUAACCUCUAAUACUCUAAUUCUUUGUGGUUAGCGCUGCCUCAACAUCUGGGGAAAAUAACUGCUAUACUGAAGCAGGACGUGCACUACAACUGUAAAUUAAAAGAGGGGUAGGAUUUUGGGGUUAUCAAAAUUAGUUUCUUAAAGAGAUUAAACGAUCGAACGAACCUCAUACUGAAGUGUAUUUCUAGUAGCACCAAAUAUUUAGCAUUUUUAAUGUCAUUUGAAACAAUCUCUAAAUAGAUGGUGGAUUUAUAAAGUGAUUAAUUCAUUUGAAAAUGUGAGGAAAAAUGGCGUUCUGCUGCCACCCUCAGGAAUGUUACAAAACAGCAUGCACAGCGGUCUGUUAGAGUACACAAACACAGGUGCCAUGCUUCAUAUUUUUGUGAAAUGUUUGUACUUUUGAACUGACAGUCCUCUUUCCUGCUCAACCAAUCUAAGAAUAAGAAUAACUUUAUUUUAUCGCUAAAGGGAAAUUCAAUUCUCUGUAGUCUUAGUUGUUAUGUGUCAAAAAGUCAUCUACAAAAUACAAUCUGAAAAAUCAAUCAUAUACAAUCUGCCGUCUUAGGUACUAAUGAGGAAAUGUACAACUUUGAACAACUAAUCAGACUUCCUCAGAAACACAACAGGUUUCCCUUUUUGCUAGAGAAGUGCUUAAUAAGUGUAAUAUACCUCUUCAAUGUGAGGAGCAUCAGCGUCACCAUGUGUCUCACACUAGUUUUUAACUAUUUUAAUGACUUUCACUGAAAUAGUCAACGGGCUAAUGAUGAGAUGAGUAACUCAACUAAGAGGAGCUAUCAUUCAUGUGUAAAAUUAUUUAUUAUUUUUCAUCAGGUGAAAGUCAUGCGCUGUCUGGAUCACCCCAACGUGCUCAAGUUCAUCGGAGUCCUCUAUAAAGACAAGAGACUCAACUUCAUCGCAGAGUACAUCAAGGGAGGCACUCUGAGAGAAAUCAUCAAGAAAAUGGUGAGGAUUAGUUUUUAAGGAGCACAAAAUAAACCUUUUCAUUUAGCCAUUCAAAUACAUGCGGGUUCCUUUACAUAUCAGUGACAUGUGUUGUGAUUUUUUCCCCCCAUAGGACGGCAACUAUCCCUGGAACCAGAGAGUCAGUUUUGCAAAGGACAUAGCUGCUGGCAUGGUGGGUUCAAAGACAGAAACUAGCCUGUAAAAGUUAUCUUAUGCUUCUUUAAUGAAGUGCAGUUCCCUGAUGUUGUUGCAGUAAAGGAAUUCUCAGCUCCCUUACUGCUGUCUCCCUCUAGUGGUGAAGUCAGUGAGCUGCUAACAUUCAGUUUCUAUGCCCACAAUCUUUUCCAUCCUCCUCCAUGGAGAUGACAGCAUGAAUUCCUGUAGGAUUAGACCAUUUCUCCUUCAUGUUUCCUUUUAUAUGAGUACAAUGAUAGAUGCUGUUCAUGACUGGGUUAUUGUUGAUCAAACAAAGGAGGAUUGUUCUCCUUGCACAUGUUUCGGAUCACCACUAAAAGUUUCUGUUUAUUUUCUUUCCCUCCUUCCCUUUUUUCUCUUCUCUCCGUCCAUCCAUCUGUCAUUUAGACGUAUCUGCAUUCCAUGAAUAUAAUCCACCGGGACCUCAACUCUCACAACUGCCUGGUCAGAGAGGUAAAAGCUUGUGUAGUCCUGGAUGUACCAAAGCAUGUACAGUCUGUUUUCUUAGAGGAUUUGACAUGCUGCACCUGUCAUGUGCUCAACUGCGAAAAAACAAAGGACAGCUUUGUUUGCUGUAGCAGUGACAUGCUAAGCCGUCUUAAACACACUCUUCACAAGGAGCUCCCAGCUAACCCGACUCAAACAGAUACAGCAUUGUACAGGAUACGUGUCACAUGGAAAACAAAACCCUUCAUGCAAUGUCAUUUUUGUCUGUAGGACAACACAGUGGUGGUAGCAGACUUUGGGCUGUCACGGCUCAUGGUGGACGACAAGCAUGAGCAGAAGUUGUCGCAGGGUAAACUCCCCGGCCUGAAGAAGCCGGACCGCAGAAAGAGAUACACGGUGGUGGGAAACCCUUACUGGAUGGCUCCUGAGAUGAUACAUGGUAUGAGUCAUGGGGACGCCCAUCUAUUUUGCAUUUUUCCUGCAAGUUUUCAUUUAUUUGCAUGGUGAAAAUAACCAGAAGCAUAAUCGUAAACCAACACCAACACACUUGUUUUUGUUCCAGGGAAGAGCUAUGAUGAGAGAGUCGACAUCUUCUCCUUUGGUAUCAUGCUCUGCGAGGUAAGAGACUUUCAUUUAAAGUACCACUAGAAAGUUUUUUAGUGUUUAAAGAGCAGGACAAGAAAUGAUUCAUCACUUCCCCAAAAACUAAAAUAAUACUUACAUAUCACACAAUGCGUAAAAGUUGCUUUUCAUGUUGCCUUAAUAGUAUACCCCUUAAAUCCUUUUACACCCCUCUAUCUCUUAGAUGACAUGGCUGAUUAUUAUUUAUCAAAUGCCAUCCCCCGCCCCAUUUAUUCUAAAGUUUUAAAGCUCCUUAUUUCUGGGAGAGUCUUAUUUUACCUAUUGAAAAUGCAGCAGCAGAGUGUGGUGAGAUUUGGACCUGGCACAGAAACCACUCCCACAGCUUCAACAGUUUGGUUCAUACACUCUGAGCAUGACUUCCUCACAUGGACACCAUUAGCCAGAGAACAGAGUGAGGAUUAGAGAGAGCUGAAAAGCAAUGUUGUCUUCAUGUGGCUUCUGACAGGCAGACUAACGGUAGUUGUGGUCUUUUAAGAGGGAGCAGCUUCAGUUUGGGUGGUUUACUGGUUUACAGCAGAUUGGCACAGGAUGGUUCUCGUUUUCACUCUGACGACUCUAUCUUUAACAUUUUUGUUUUGUUUUUCUUGUUCUUUCCAGAUCAUUGGCAGGGUGAACGCAGAUCCAGACUACCUCCCCAGGGCGAUGGACUUUGGACUGAAUGUGUCUGGCUUCCUGGAGCACUACUGUCCCCCAAACUGUCCCCCUGCCUUCUUCCCCAUGGCGGCUGUGUGUUGUGAUCUUGACGCAGACAAACGGUCAGACAUAGAUUCAAACUGAAAAGUUACCUAAAGGGACAGUUCACCCCAAAAAAUAAAUUUUUGUCACUUCAGUUUUCAGGGAGUUUUGUCUUUGGGGGUUAUAACUAACUCUGAUGUGGCAGAUUUAAACUUAUAUUCUGACUUUUUUGCUGAAGGAUUGUGUUGUGUUGUGUUUUGUUUGAACAUGAAAGGAUCUAAAUUCAUUGUCUCUUUUCUCAAUUUUUAGACCUGCUUUCUCCAAACUAGAAGAGUGGCUGGAAAAUCUAAAGAUGCAUUUGGACAUUGGUCUACCCCUGAUGUCUGAACUGGACCAGUUGCACAAGGCCUUCUGGGAGAACCACAGCAUCACACGCCCUGAAAAUGGCCUGCACACCCAUCCUGAGCAGCCGGAGUAGGGCCGAAAGAGACCGGAGGAGUAGGAAAUUAGAGUUAACCCCAAAAGGGCAGCGAUCCCCUGCCUUGGUGGCUGGAGGAGUAGUGUAUACAUUCCUCCAUGUUUGGAGCAAAUGCUGCGGGCGUCGGCUGGCUCAGGCUAAACGAGUAGACUCAGGGGGAAAGAGUGGAUCUAAGGAGCCACUUGUGCAAGAUGCACACAUAUAUCAAGUCAAAUCAAGAGAGAUUUACUACAGUAGCUUGAUUCUGCUGCACCUGAAGCUUCGGUAGAUCAUGUCAUAUGCAAUCAAACCCUUUUUUCAAAUCAUGACUCGUGUAGAUUUUAACCUUAGCAGUCAUUCCAUUCAGUGAUACUGUUCUUAAUGUAGUGUGUAUAUUCAUGUGGAUUUAGCAGAAACAAAGCUUAGAGUAAACCUACAGCCUCUUCACUUUAGGCCUGUACAGAGUACAUCGUGCCGUACGUGUUUGCAGGUGUUGUGUGAGUUUGGUUUUGAUUUUGAUCAUCAACUCUUAUCUCCAUUUAAACUACAAAGGAGAGGGGUUCCUCGAACAAAACCUUUUAAGCUUUAAGUAACCCACUGAAGUGUGCAUGACUGUAAAUAAUGCUGUCAGGUCAAAUCCUGGUUCAUCGUGUUGCUUCGACCUUGUUUGGUCGUAAACUCCUAUACCCACACGUGUCUGUGGCAUUGCCCCUCUCCGACAUUUAUCGUGUAGCACUGACCUAAACAUUGAGGUACACAAUUUUGCAUACAUGUGGUACUAUGUUUCCCAACUUCAGGAGCUCUUAUCUUAUUCAUAUUGACAUGGAAUCAUUUACAUUUAGUUACAUGCCACUGUAAAUAGCUGGCAACAUUGUAAAUGUUUUAAAUAUUGUAAAUGUAUAGACAUAUUUUAUAUACCUAUGCUACAUUGCCAUAUUUUUAUUGGCUGACCAGUGAAAUUGAAAUUAAGGAGAGUUCAUGUUUGACUGCAAUUAAUAGGGCACAGCCAGACUUUUUCCCUUUUUUUGCUAUUUCUUUUAUACAGUCAACGUUGUGGUGAGUUUGGAGCUUUUACCAAUUGAGAAAAGCAGGAAAUUAUCCCUUUCACUCAGAACAAACCCAUUAGAUGUUACAUUUUGUCACAAUCCUCCAUCCACAAAGAGAUUUCAGAGUUUGUAAAUGCCCCUCUUGGUGUGCUGGAGUGAACACACUUGUGAUUUUGGAUUAUCGAAUCACAUCAGAAUUUAAAAAAAAAAAAAAUCUAGACCUUAUCAGCAACUCUGAUAAUGUGAUUUUGGAAGUUUUGAGAGCAAUCAAUAGGUUGAACACAUGAAUGUGUUUGUCCAGCUGUUAAACAACUAUACUGUGAUGAAACACAAAUGCUGAACGGCUAAUUUUAUUAAAAAAUAACAAACAUUUGUCUGGUUGAAAAUAGCCGUCUACCAUUAGAGAUCUUUUCUAACUUUGGGUAAACCAGGUGGGACUAAAAAUUAUGAGAAUAUAUAACAAAGAAAAAUUAUAUCUACUCCAGAGUAUAACUGAGCAACACUGACUUUAAACAUCCACAUUCCCACGCUGCUCCCCUCUCCAGCCCAGUAUUUUUAAAUACUUUUAUAAAAUGAUUUACAUGGGUGGAGUUCAGUUUAGACCUUGCAUGAAGUGACACAGUUAAUAACACUCAUCUCAUGUACUGUACAGUAAUUCAGGUGUAUGACAUCACCAGGUACUGCCUCAUCAAGUCAGCUGUCUGUCUUUGUGUUCGUCUUUCCUCCAGUGGACAACCCCACUCUUUGUUUACAUGUAAAUGAGAGCUGUAAAUAUCACUUGUAUGUAUGUGUCUGUCUUACCACUUGUCUGCGAGCAUUGCAUAAAUAUGCGCACUCUCUUUCCAAUAACCUUUUUCAUGCUCGGUUUCUCUCUUGCACACGCUAACAAACAGUUUCCAGGCUGAAAACAUUUUUUUCCUACUAUCCUGCUUUUGUUUUCAUAAGCUGCAUGUCAUACUAUGUCUGCUCAGCUUCUAAUUUCUCUUGAAACUAUGUCUUUUUAAAUAAGAAAACAAGAGUGAAAGACAAAAAAAGUCAACAGAGAAAGUCAGGCUUCAAAGACCAUGAGAAAAGAUACAGCAUCUUUUUUUUACACUAAUAUAGAAAACCACUGAAAUCUUUUUGUAUCGAUUUUUAAUUUGCACUAUUUAACUAAAUGGCGUGUUGAAGCCAUGAUAGUUAAUUUCCUCUCUCGGGCUAACUUGUGAUAAGGAAAUAAACUUUGUCAGUUCAGGUUGUUAUAUGAAUGCAAGACACUGAUGGAGCCUUUCAACCAUAAAAAUAGGAUCUGGGAAAUUCAUCCUCUUAAAAGCAAAAUUUCUGAUUCACCGAAAGUGGAUUCUGUGUGGUCCAUCUUUUAAAAACAGCACUGGCAGAAACCUGUCAGAUCCAUCUGAGAAUUUAUAGCCAAAACAUUGUACAUCCAUGGAAAUUAUUUUCAUUUUCAAAUUUCACUAAAAUACCCACACGACUACUUCCAAAGUUAUCUUGUCCUUGCUGCCAGGAGGAUGUUUUUUUCCCAGUUCUGCCUGCUGCCUACAGACCGGUCCUUUGUGAAUGAUGUCCUGUGUUGUUUCUGACUGCUUGGUUUCGUAUGUGAUGCCCACAGAGGCUGCAACUACUGCAGGUCUAUCUGAUAAUACAGCACUUAAACUGUCUCACCUCUCACCUUUCACGUGGUCACCACAACUCUUUUGGCUCAGGUCCACACUUUUCUGGAGCUAGCAUCACUUUAAUUCAGCUAUUUCAAAAGAUUCACCGGAUAGCAGCUUUCAACUGUAACACUGAGACUCACAGAGCAUGUAACCUGUCAAAAUACGCUUCUGUAAAACAAGUGACCCUUUCCCGGUUGAUGUGUUUGUCUGCAGGCAUGCACUGUACACACAAUGCUUAGCCGUGUUUCUGUCUUCAGUCCCGUCUGAGCCAUGUCAAGCAUGUUAGGUGUGUCCGUGAGGACACAUUGAUGAUCACUGAGAAUGUCGCCGCAGCACUUCUUUGCAAAGGAUCUUUACCUCUGAACAAUGCUGUGCCUUUGUUGUAAGCUAGCCUUGCCAACGACUCGAAAACAUGAACUGAUUUCCUCUUUUUUUAAUGUAUCAUAAGUGCAAGCCUGAUUCAAGUGGAUUGAAUAUCAUUGCUGAUACUGUGUUGUAUGAGAUUUCAUCUUGUUCUGUAUUAUAUUUAUAUUUUCCAGAUCUCCAUUGUCAGUUUUGAUAUUUUAAUAUUAUAUUUCUUUUUUGUCUUAUUUAAUUUUUUUACACAAGCUGUGAAAACAAUUCUGCACUUUAAUCCUGAACGUGAAUAUUUAGACUAUGAGGAGGCGACUGUUUUUUUUUUCCUUUUGUCACAGCUAAAAAUAAAACUGUUGCUUCUAAAACACACCGG